This is a messenger RNA of Tribolium madens (black flour beetle), 1887 nucleotides long. RefSeq names its product DDB1- and CUL4-associated factor 12 (gene DCAF12). Gene Ontology annotation, cellular component: Cul4-RING E3 ubiquitin ligase complex. NCBI's taxonomy places the organism in Eukaryota, Metazoa, Arthropoda, Insecta, Coleoptera, Tenebrionidae. Bases 219 to 1583 code for a protein of 454 amino acids. Gene Ontology annotation, molecular function: protein binding. The record is from RefSeq and is a predicted model, not a curated record. The transcript has 5 exons.
GAUUGUCAAAAUCGGCAAAAACAGCGCGCGCGCACAACACUCGUUUGUUGUCAAUCUCAUUGUCAACAUUUCUUUUUAAUAAUAAUUAGAAGAUAAAGCCUGAAUGCUUCCCGCAAUUUUUGAUAUAGUAACUUAGUUAAUCUUGUAAAGAUGUUAUGUGUGAUGUUUCGCUGGUAGUUAAUUUUUCUUAAGGUCAUUAACCCCUUGAAUCUGUUAGGAUGUCCAAAACGCGGAUGUAUCCCGUUUACGGGAAAACCCCAGCUUGUUCAAUACAAUCUCGACUGGAAGAACGAAGAAAUAAAGCAAAAGCCUCAAGACUAGAGCAUAAUCGAAGAACUGACAAGCCUGAAGACUUCAUUACUUAUGAAGAUAGUGACAGUGAUGAAGAGACUGUAGCAAUGCAAAAAGAAGUUUUAAAUACCUCGUACAACUUUGUAGAUUACAUUAAAAGUAGGGAAAUGUAUGCCAAAAACAUUACUUCUGUGUUACGUGACUAUGGGUCUCGUCAUAUUCUCACGCAUGAAAUGUUUCGUGAAACCCCCGUUACCUUGGGUAACAUGAAUAAAGUAUUUUGUUCUCAGUGGUUGAGUGACAGGCAGGUUGUUUUUGGUACAAAGUGUAAUAAGUUGAUGGUAUACAAUGUAGUAACACAUAAACUCGAUCAAAUCCCGUCUUUAGUGAGUAGGAGAGAUAGUCUGGGGGCUGAGCAAGCUCACUGUGGCUUACAUUCAGUACAAAUCAACCCCUCAAGGACGCUUCUAGCAACAGGGGCCCGAAACACGUGUGAUGUAGCAGUAUACAGGUUGCCAACCCUUGAUCCUGUUUGUGUGGGUGAAAAUGCGCAUAAAGAUUGGGUGUUUGACAUGUGUUGGUUGGAUGAUGAGUUUCUGGUCUCUGGGUCAAGGGACACGAAAAUGGCUCUUUGGAGGAUAACGCCUGACUUGUUUGAAAAUAAAACGGAGGUCCCUAUGUAUCAUCAUGUUUCUGCCAUUUCUGUAAAAGAGUGUCGCAACUCACAAAGGGUCAGGGCUUUGACUUUCAAUAAGGCCUAUGAGGAAAUUGCAGCGUUGAGUUUAAACGGUUACAUCCACAUAUGGAACGCAGAAACUUUUAAACAGAAAUUGUCUAGAAAAUUGCCUUCUACGCAAGAAAAUGUGUGUUUAGCGGUCCAAGAAUCAGGAUUAUAUGCAAUUGGGUGCAGGUCAUACACAUUGCUAUUAGACUGCCGGACGCUUCAGGCCGUUAAAAAGGUUUCUUCGCGUUAUUCUGGGUGUGGAAUAAGAUCAGCCAGUUUUCAAGGUGAUGUACUAACUGUAGGAACUGGGUUAGGGAUGUUAAUGUUUUAUGACUUGAAAGCUGGAAAAUAUUUAGAUUCUAGUAUAAAUUCUUCACGGACGGUUGUACUUAAAACCAGUAGAGGCUAUGUGUUUCCUGACGACGAAUUCGUAGAUAAUAUACAGAAUGUAAAAUACGUUCCCGCUAUUUAUACACAUUGUUACGAUACUAGUGGAACGCGAUUAUUCACUGCCGGAGGGCCCUUGCCGGCCACACUAACAGGAAAUUAUGCAGGUUUAUGGCAAUAGUUGAAUUAAAUCCUAGUAUUAAGAAUGAAAUUAAGUUUGAAAUACUAAAAGACAAGGUCAAUAAUAAAAAGAAAACUUAUAUUGUAUGUAUAGUUUUAAAUGGCUUUAUUGUUGAUGGAUGUACUUGUGCAAUGCAUUCCUUUUUUAUUUUUGAUUUUUUUGUUUAUCAAGUGGACUAGUCAUAUUUUAUACUUUCGCCUCGUCACACUGUACAUACAACAUAAGGUUAUUUGUUCUGUAAUUGUGAUAUUAAUAUUUACUGAAUAAAAGGGUGGCAGACCUCGGUUUAUUUCUGUCUUUUUCA